GUCCUCUUGUUUGGUUAUGUGGGGGUGUAUUUAAAGGGGCAGGGCCAGAAUUUGGAACAGAGGCAGGAAGUAAUUUUGUACUGCUGCAUCUUCUCUACAAAAUCUAUUCCUUUCUUUCUUGAGACUUAGCAGGAUACUCCAAACUUAAACUACCAUAAGAAUGCUCCCAUUUCAGGCUGCACCGGGUCAGUUUGGGGAAGAGGCCAGACAGCCGGGACUCAGAUGUUGGCGAGUGGAGAAAAUGAAGGCCGUUCCUCUGAAGUCUGCUGAGGUGGGGGCUUUCUUCAACGGUGACUCAUACCUUGUGCUAGAUAACCGGGGCGAUCAGGGAGCAGACCUUCACAUGUGGAUUGGUGAGAAAUCCUCUCGUGAUGAGCAGGUGGCCUGUGCCAUGUUGGCUACACAGCUGGACAACUUCCUUGGUGGAGAGCCUGUCCAGCACAGACAGGUUCAGGGUUAUGAAUCUCCAGAAUUCAUGACGCUCUUCCCCCGAGGGGUGAGCUAUAAGGAAGGAGGUGUGGAGUCUGGAUUUAGGAAAGCAGAUUCUGGAUCUGGUCCUGUUAAGCGGUUAUAUCAAAUCAAAGGGAAACGAAACAUUAGGGCCAAAGAAGUAGCACUAAGCUGGGAGAGCUUUAACAAAGGGGACUGCUUCAUACUCGACCUGGGAGAGACGAUUGUGUCAUGGAUCGGCUCUCAGGCUAACAUCUUUGAGAAGCAGAAGGUGAGAGAGAUAGCCACUUUUAUCCGGGACACAGACAGGCAUGGCAAAGCCCAGAUUAUCAACAUCAGUGAAGGAGAAGAGACACCGGAGAUGCUACAGGUUCUUGGUCCAAAGCCCGCGUUGAAAGAGAGCACUCCAGAAGAAGACACUCAAGCUGAUGCAUCAAACUCUGCCUCUCUAUACAAGGUUUCAGAUGCCACAGGGUCAAUGAAGUUAACCAAAGUGUCAGAUAAGAGUCCGUUAGCCAAGGACUUGCUGGUACGGGAUGACUGCUUCAUUCUGGACAAUGGGGCUAAUGGAAAGAUCUUUGUUUGGAAAGGAAGUGGAGCUAAUGCAGAUGAGAAGAGGGCCGCUCUGAAGAUGGCAGAUGAUUUUAUCAGUCAGAUGAAUUACCCCAAGAUGAAAACACAGGUGGAGAUUUUGCCACAGGGCAGAGAGACUGUUAUCUUCAAACAGUUUUUCCAAAACUGGAAUUAAACCACUCCAUUGCAUUGCAUUGCAUGAUCCAAAAAUAAGCCUUUUCCAACCAGUGAUCAAAGAGAGACUGUUUACUAAAAAAUAAAGACGCAGAUAUAAUACAUUAUAUAAAUGUAAUGUUUUAUUCAAUAGGUUAAGGUUUUAUUAAAGAUUGCAGUAAUAAUGCAUACAGGAGUGAAUGAGACUUUGUUAUUUGUAUGUGAACAUUUUUACUUUAAAAAAAGUGUUUGUAUUUCAUGAAUAAAUUUUUAAAGAGCUUU
Misgurnus anguillicaudatus (oriental weatherfish) is the source of this 1458-nucleotide messenger RNA. It is a transcript of the gene capgb, whose product is annotated as capping protein (actin filament), gelsolin-like b. Gene Ontology annotation, cellular component: cytoplasm; actin cytoskeleton. NCBI's taxonomy places the organism in Eukaryota, Metazoa, Chordata, Actinopteri, Cypriniformes, Cobitidae. The record is from RefSeq and is a predicted model, not a curated record. Gene Ontology annotation, biological process: central nervous system development; actin polymerization or depolymerization; actin filament severing. Gene Ontology annotation, molecular function: actin filament binding; phosphatidylinositol-4,5-bisphosphate binding.